AUGAGUUUUGGCUCCGAGACCGGCGCGGCCAGUACUUUGUCAUCAAGGCAAGCGGCCGUUGGCUACAGGAACCACUCUUUGAUGAUUCAGGGCAGCGUUCGUGCCUUGACCGAGCAGCCCCGCUCGCUUCCUGCCGUGGUCCCUGAAGUUACUUUGCCGAGGGAGAUCGCUGAUAAAGCCAACAGCCCUGGCAUGCGUACCUUGGAGCUUGGGCCAGGCUGGAAGAUGUUCGUGGCGAAGGCGGCCACGACGCUCUUCGAUCCGAAGGAGUGGUUUGAUCCCCUGCUGUUCCCUUCCCGCAUGACGCUGGUGAGGAAGGAUUCUGGUGGCUGGCUUCAGGUUGAGAAUUCCGCUGCUUAUGUGCACGAGGCCGUCCCCUUCGCCGUUUUCUCUGUCGAGCCGAGGUGGACGAUCACCUUCUUUGCCCGCGAGCCUUUUCAGGAGAACUUCAUAUAUGGGUGCACCGGGCCCAAAGAAAGCGAGCUGGAAGCAGCCCGCCGAGAAGCUGAGGCUGAGCGUCUGAGGCGGCCCGCGCUCUUGGAUGCCGGCUCCGCGGGUGCCCGUGACCGUGUUCCAGCUCCACCUGGUGGCAGCCGUGACGAGGGGCCCGCGCAGCCCCCAGCAGGCCUCGAAGGAGAUGAGUUAGAAGCUUUUGUGGCGAAGCAGGCGGCCGAUGCUUUGGAGGGCGAUGGGCUGCGCUCACCGAUGGCGAGGGAAAUGCCGGAUGAGCCCACUCCACCGAUGAGGAGAGAGCUUUGCAUGCUCUCACGCAUAUUCCUUUUGCGAAGUGGUGUUCAGCUUGUGUGCGCACCCGCUCUCGCGCCGAUGCUCAUCGACCGCAACUUGUGGAGCAGCAGUGGUCUGUUCUACAGGAUGGUGCUUGCUGUGCCGUGUCCCGGCAAAGGGGCCACCGUGCUGGCGAGAUGCACUCAUGAGCUGGCCCGCUUUACGAUAGCCCUCCACGCCAGCGAGCCCGUGACCAUUCAGUCGGACGGGGAGCCAGCAAUAAAGAGUGUGGUCCGCGCUGUGGCGCAGGCGCGCCACGCGUUGGGCCACCGGACCUUGCAGCGUACGACUCCUGUUGGUGACCAUCAAGCGAACGGAGGAGUGGAGAGAGCCGUUCAAACUGUUCGGCGCCUGGCCAAUUGCUUGAUUUGUGACUUCGAGGACAGGCACGGGAAGCUGCCUGUGGACACCGAUCUCCGCGCAUGGUCCCACUCCCACGCGAGCUUCUUGUACAAUCGCUACAAUGUCGUGGCAGGCUUGCAGAAGACCCUCUACGAGAUGGCCCACGGAGGAAAGCCCGUCACAGCCAAGCUUUGCUGCUUCGGGGAAGUCGUGUUUGGGAAGGUUCCUCGUACAUACAAAGGGGAACCAGUGCUGGUGGACGGGAUGUGGGUUGGCAUCAGCGAGCACAACGGCACCGAUUGGAUGAUGACCGAGUUCGGGGAACUUUUGGCUAAGUACCACGGCCUGCCGUGGGAGAAGACCACUGUGGAGAAGAAGCGGCGCAAGCGAGCACCCGUUAUUCCGUUGGCCGCUCCUCUUGCUGAUCCCGGUGGUGCCCCUGACCUUGCCGCGCCGUUGGCCAAUGCACCAGCAGAUGCCGAGCAACGUGGAGAUUUGCAAGCAGCCGGUGGAGACGAAGCAGCCUCGGACCCUUCAUCUUCUUCGUCCGAGGAGCUUAUGGCGGAUGAUGGUGGCACUCCAGCCGCCAAGCGCAAAGCUGAGGAGGUUGGCCUUGACGACGCAGAGCGCGCCAAUGCAGCUGCCAGUUCCGAGCCCAUGGUGCGUGCGAUCGAGACCGUCGACGCGGAUUGGUUCGAAGCCGGCGCUGGGAUUAUCGAGCCCAGCGGCCCCAGCCCCGAUGAGGACGAGUGGGAGGUCGUUGGGCAGCCCACAGAUGAGCCGCCCGACCUGUCUGAGGCCGAGCUUGCGGUGCUGCCCACCCACGAGCUGAACUACUACGAGAAGCUCACCGUGACCUUUGUGCACAAGUGGAAGCACGGCGGUGAGAAGGAAGGCUGGUGGCGGCGAGCACGGCUGGUCGCCCGCCAAUACAAGUGGGCAAGCGAGAUGGGCGAUGAAGAGACGUUCUCUCCAGCUUCAAUCACCCCCCUUUCGCGUCACCUUCUCUUGCUGGCCCAGGAGUGGAACACGCCUAUAUGGAUAUGCGAUGUGAAAGACGCAUAUUUUAACGUGGAGCAACCCCACGACGAGCCGGUGGUGCUGAUUGGCUACCACUACUUCGAGCUUGGCCGCGUACUCCCCGGACAGCGUCGUGGUGCACAGGUGUGGUGGCGACAAUUGCAAGGAGACCUCAGCGAGUGCAACAUGGAGGGCCUCCCUGAGGUGCCCACUUUGCUUCGCAGCCUUGAAGGCCGGCAGGCCACUCAGGUGCACGUGGAUGAUAUGAUGAUGACGGGCGACGAGGAGCCCACCAACAAGGCUGCCUCCACCUUGAAGGACAAGUACGAGAUGAAGGUGCAAGGCCCCUUUGGCUCACCGGGCGACGAGUGGAACUUCUUGAACCGGCGGUACACCAUUGAGGAGGAUUUCUCGAUUACGGUGCGGCCCGAUGCAAAGUUCUACGUCGACAUCAAUGAGAUGCUCGGGCAGCCACGUGCCCGCUCCACUCCCGGACCGGGUGGAGGCGACAGCCUGUUCAACGUGGACACCACCAAGCCCUUGGACAGUGCAGACUCCCGGCUGUUCCGGACCAUGGUCGGAAAGCUCCUGUACUUGAGCAACGAGCGGCCCGAUGCCCAGGUGGUGAUACAGUACCUGGCCUCCAAAUCGAGCUGCCCCACGGAGCAGUCGAUGAAAAUCCUCAAGCACCUGGCUGGCUACUUGUAUGCCACCCGUGGCUAUGGCGUGAACCAAAGAACCGAGCUGGCCGUCAGCGACAGCAACUUUGCAAACGACCGCGAGACCCGCCGGAGCUUGUCCUCAGGGCAGGUCUACCUCAACAGCGCGUUGGUGUACAGUUUCGUGAGGAACCAGAAGGUCGUCACUCUGUCGAGUGGCGAAGCAGAGCUUGUGGCACUGACGCAGACGGUCUCCGAGGCAGUGCUCAUCAAGAAGGCUUGGGCUUUCAUCUUUGACGGCCCGGUGGACAUGAUCGCCCGCACUGACUCGAGUGUGGCACGGGCAAUCGCCCAAAGAGCAGGCGUCGGCAGAGUGCGUCACCUGCAGACUUCAUGUCUAUGGAUACAGAUGUGGACAGCCUCUAAAGAGCUCAAGGUCCUGGCCAUUCCCACCGAGACCAACCCAGCUGAUGCUGGAACUAAGGUGCUUACCGGAGCACGACUCAAGAAGCUAUGCGGCUUGAUGGGCAUGGUGGAUGGCAGCGGCAACUUGAUCAAGGACGACACUAACCACAAGGCCAAAGCUGGAAAUGCGAUCAAGGUGCUCAUGAUGGUGCAAGCGUUGUUGGACACCACUCAGCUUGAAGGAUGUGACAAUGGACGCCCCGAUGACCUGAACUACAUCCUGGACUACCUCCUCGAGAGCUUCUAUGUCAUCGGCUAUAUGCUUUCUAUGGUUGGUGGCGGCUACCUCUACUCUACGGCUUGGGUCGGGCUACGCAGAUGGUGGUUCAACUUCCGAGGGGGCGCCUUCCAGCGCUUCGAGAGGAGACGCCGAGAACGACAACACCAACGAGGACCAGAUCUUCGAGGACACCUCUGGCAACGCAACGAGUUCGAGCACACCUUUGGCGACAACGAGUUCGAGAACACCUUUGGCGACAACGAGUUCGAGAACACCUUCGGCGACAACGAGUUCGAGAACACCUUUGGACACAGCGAGUUCGAGAACACCUUUGGACACAGCGAGUUCGAGCACACCUUUGGACACAGC
Messenger RNA from Symbiodinium necroappetens, 3861 nucleotides. Lineage: Eukaryota; Dinophyceae; Suessiales; Symbiodiniaceae. The record is from the annotation of a GenBank genome assembly.